Messenger RNA from Microcebus murinus (gray mouse lemur), 2730 nucleotides. It is a transcript of the gene FECH, whose product is annotated as ferrochelatase. Gene Ontology annotation, biological process: heme biosynthetic process. The record is from RefSeq and is a predicted model, not a curated record. Gene Ontology annotation, molecular function: protoporphyrin ferrochelatase activity. NCBI's taxonomy places the organism in Eukaryota, Metazoa, Chordata, Mammalia, Primates, Cheirogaleidae. Gene Ontology annotation, cellular component: mitochondrion.
GCGGCGGGGAGCGCUCCUGCUCGGCGUGUGCUGCGCGGAACCCGGAGCGCGCCGCCGCGUGAGGAGCCCGGGACUCGGGCCGCGGCUGCCUCGGGAAUGCUUUCGGUCGGCGCCAACAUGGCUGCGGCCCUGCGCGCCGCGGCCGCCCGGCCCCGGGAUCGGCUGGUGUACGGCCUCGUGGGGGCCUGCCAGCCGUGGAGGUGCAGGUCGGGUGCAGCAGCCGCCACCGCCGCCGCUGCAGGAGCAGCCCAGCAUGCCAAGAGCGCACAACCUCAAGUUCAACCGGAGAAGAGGAAGCCAAAAACAGGAAUACUAAUGCUAAACAUGGGAGGCCCUGAAACCCUUGGAGAAGUUCACGACUUUCUUCUGAGGCUCUUCUUGGACCGAGACCUCAUGACGCUUCCUAUUCAAAAUAAGCUGGCACCAUUCAUCGCAAAACGCCGAGCCCCCAAAAUUCAAGAGCAGUACCGUAGGAUUGGAGGCGGAUCCCCCAUCAAGAUGUGGACUUCCAAGCAGGGGGAAGGCAUGGUGAAGCUGCUGGAUGAGUUGUCCCCUGCCACAGCCCCUCACAAAUACUAUAUUGGAUUUCGGUACGUCCAUCCGUUAACAGAAGAAGCAAUUGAGGAGAUGGAGAGAGACGGCCUAGAAAGGGCCAUCGCGUUCACGCAGUACCCGCAGUACAGCUGCUCUACCACAGGCAGCAGCUUAAAUGCCAUUUACAGAUACUAUAAUGAAGUGGGACGGAAGCCCACAAUGAAGUGGAGUACCAUUGAUAGGUGGCCCACACAUCGCCUCCUCAUCCAGUGCUUUGCAGACCACAUUCUAAAAGAACUGGACCAUUUUCCACUUGAGAAGAGAAGCGAGGUGGUCAUCUUGUUUUCCGCUCACUCACUGCCAAUGUCUGUGGUCAACAGAGGAGACCCCUAUCCUCAGGAAGUAGGUGCCACCGUCCAGAAAGUCAUGGAAAGGCUGGGUUACUGCAACCCCUACCGGCUGGUUUGGCAAUCCAAGGUGGGUCCCAUGCCCUGGUUGGGUCCUCAAACAGACCAGUCUAUCAAAGGGCUUUGUGAGAGAGGGAGGAAGAAUAUCCUUUUGGUUCCAAUAGCGUUCACCAGCGAUCACAUCGAAACGCUAUACGAAUUGGAUAUCGAGUACUCCCAAGUGUUGGCCAAUGAGUGCGGAGUUGAAAACAUCAGAAGAGCAGAGUCUCUUAAUGGAAAUCCAUUGUUCUCUAAGGCCCUGGCCGACCUGGUGCACUCGCACCUCCAGUCGAACGAGCUAUGCUCCAAGCAGUUGACGCUGAGUUGUCCGCUCUGUGUAAAUCCCGUCUGCAGGGAGACUAAAUCCUUCUUCACCAACCAGCAGCUGUGACCCCUGCCUGAGGACCUCGUGGGAUUAGGCAAAUUUGCCAACCUCCAGAUACCUCCGACGUGGAGGGGGACGUUAUUUAGAGAUGGGGAACAGAAGUCGCAUUAGUAUACGCACAGCCUUUGGGCACACAUUGUGUGAUUUCUUGAGGAUCGGACUCUGAAAUCCGUAUUGAGGGAUUUCUGUUUUUAUAUAGUUGUACAGUAACCAUUUAUAUUCCCCCUCUCGGGGUGAAGUUACUGGUUUGUAAUGUCCACUAGGACAUUGAAAAAUGAGUUUUAAAAGUUAUCUUAUGAGACAGACCCCUAUUUUAAAUACAGAUUUUGGUUUUAUUGCCCCAAGCGCCCUAAAAGGGUACAGACAGCCCUUUUUGUGGGCUGUCAGUGUGAAUGAGAUCUGUUUACAGUCUUGCGCAUAUAGUUGUGGUUUUUAAAAUGAGCAUAGUUGAGUAUUUGAAUGAAUUUGAAAAAGAAAUGUUACCUGAUCUUUCCCUAAGCCCAUGGGUGACGUGUUUGGUUACACACAGCGGCUGCUUUUGCUAGGGAGGCCCCCAUUCAUCGGUCAUUUUGGUAUUUGUGUGUCUCACUUUCCUCGCCAUAAAACCGAAUCAAGAACAGAUUUGAGAAGUGCUCUGAGAUUCCCCAGGCAUGCAAGACUAAUGAAUGUCUAGAAAUCCAGGGUCACCGUACACGCCUUGGUGAGAGUCCUUGGGGCCACGGGGAAGGGGCUCCGCUGCUUCCCGUCUGCAAGGACAGUGCUGCCGGGAGACACCAGGGUGGCCUUCUCCCCCUUAAAUCUCCUCCGCGGCCCUCGAGAGCCUUUCCUUCUAGAGUCUUCUGUAUUUUGGUUGAAUAUCUCCUUUCUGCACAUGUAUCUUAAGAAUUAUUUUAUAAGGUCAGCUCUGCUUUGUAACCUUCAACUUUUUAUUACUUUACAGGUUUUUACUAUAAAGAUUAUAUAGCCAUACAAUAGGACAUUCGAAAAAUACAGAAAAGAAAACUACUCUAAUGUAAUAACUAUUAUUAAUUAUGCUAUUUCGUGCCAGUCUUUUCCUGUGGAUAUUUUUAAUGCCAUUGUGACCUUGAAUUGGGGAGUGGAAAGUUGUCCUAAAAAUGUAGAAAUAAUGUCAGAUCAGAAUCUGAUCUUCUAUAUUUGGAUUUAAAUGGAUUAAAGAUCUCUAAUGGAUCCAUGAAGAAUUUGUAAUGAUCACUUUCUCUUUUCUCCAAGCUCUAAAACUUUUGUUCUUCAAAAGAGCAUUUCUUUGAUUUGUUUUUCAAAGCAAAUUUAUAAACUGGAAGUAUUAGGGGAUUCAUAGACCUUCUAUAUUCAGAAUUUGCUAUGUUAAUAAAUACUAGGACAUCA